This is a messenger RNA of Hippopotamus amphibius kiboko, 6939 nucleotides long. RefSeq names its product ephrin A5 (gene EFNA5). Gene Ontology annotation, biological process: regulation of cell-cell adhesion; ephrin receptor signaling pathway; axon guidance. The record is from RefSeq and is a predicted model, not a curated record. Gene Ontology annotation, molecular function: ephrin receptor binding. Lineage: Eukaryota; Metazoa; Chordata; Mammalia; Artiodactyla; Hippopotamidae. The transcript is spliced from 5 exons. The coding region runs from base 2006 to 2692 and encodes 228 amino acids. Gene Ontology annotation, cellular component: external side of plasma membrane; plasma membrane.
CGAUCUGUAAGCAAACAGCAGGCAGUUCCCUGACUGGCUGCUCCAGCCACCCCCCACCCCUUCUCAAGUAAACUGCAAGGAAAAAAAAAAAAAAGCAGCCCACAUGACCCGGGCCGCGGCGGCAGCAGCGCUGGCUGGGCGCGGGCUGGCGGCGCCUCCCCCUCUGGGUCCGGAGCUCACACCCGCGCUCGCGCCGCCCGCCUGCCCCGCGCCCUGCGCUCCACGCCCACCCCCUGCCGCUCCGCCCACGUCCACGUUCACGCGCGCGGCCUCGCGCUCCGGUGCGGCGGCUGCUGCUGGGUCGCCGCUGCUGUCGGCUUUACACGCAGGUCAUUAACGAGGGGGCGUGCCCGAGGAGAUUUUUCCCAUAAAGCAUUUUUUCUCGCUCUCUUUUUUUUCUCUUUUGCAAAACUGACUUUUACCCCUUUCCCACUUCUCGCCAGUCGUUUCAAUCCCUCCUGGGCUGCUCGUGCUGCCGCUGCUGCUGCACUCAAGUUUAUUUUCCCGCCUGGUAAAGGUUUUGAGAUUCUGUUGGUGGUUUUCACCUCUUGUUGCUGCUGUGCCCAAGGAGGGAAAGAGGAGCAGCUGCGGGAGGAUCGGGAAGGUUUUCUGAUGUAGUCAUCGGGGAGGUGCCAUACGCUCGUGCGCUUUCUCUCUCUCUCUUUUUCCUCCUUUCGCAUUUCAAACUGAUUGAUGCAUCUCUACAAGUUGCCGGGCUUGGGGUUGGACCAGUCGGAGUCGCAGGGACACUUCUGAGAGCUCACCCAGGGCUCUUGGCACCGCGUCUGGGGGCUCAGUCUUGCUCCUGGAAGGCGAUCGGCGGCUGACAUCAGCCCAUCCAGGAGUUGGGGGGAUUCAUUUGAAAGUGAUCGUUUCCCCUCCCGCUUUCCAGCCGAACAGUUGGGUUGGCAUCGUCCUGCAGGUUUCGGCAUCCCUACUCCGCCUGGCUGGCUGGUUCGUAACCUCUGCUCUCCAUUCACUCUGGUGCACCGACUCCCGGACAAGAAAAGCACGCGCGAGAAAUCCCCGAGACUCAGCCAGCGGCCGGGGUGUCGUCUCCUGCCGUCGCCGCCGCCGUCGCAGUCCGACUCCGCCGGGGGACCUGCUGGAGGACGCGAAGAGCCAAACUUUUCUUUGAGGUCUGCGAGGCAAGACUGCUCCUAGCCCGCUUAGCUGCCGCUUAACCAGUUCCAGGACGCCGACGGCGCUGGGUUUGUGGCUCCAGAUCCCCACCCUUCUCGGCGCACCGCCCUGAAGCCGCAGCACCUACCGGACUCCUCCGAGAUUUCCAGGGGUCACCCGGUUAAAGCACAGAGGAGGCGGGGGAAGGGGGUCCUCUGACUCCCGGGACCACAGGCGGGAAGCCCCCCAUCCACACGGAGCCCUCCUCCUGCAGUUUCCUACAGGCCGCCAAAGUAACUUGGAGCGAAGCGGGGCGCACUGCGAGGGCCCUGGGCGGCGGCGGAGCCGUGCGCAGCCCGCGGCGCCGACGCUGAGCCGGGCCCGGCGGGCCAGUGUAUGUCUCCCCGAGGCCGUGGCGCGCAGCUCCCGGUGACUGUGCAGCGUGCGCCGCCGCCUGCCCCAACCCGCGCUGCCGCCGCCCGGCCCGGCGCGCACCUCCUUCUCCCGGGGUGACCGGCCUGCCGCCGCCGCCCGAGACACAGCUUGGCACCCCUUCCCCCGCCCUCGCCGCCGCCACCACCACACACACGCACGCUUCUCUCCAUCUUGUGAUUCCUUUUUUCCUCCUGAACCCUCCAGUGGGGGUGCAAGCUUGCCUUUAUUCCCCCCACUCCACCGCCUUCUUUUCUUCUCGCUCUCCUCCCCCUCCUCAGCUUGGUGUGCGCCUUUCUUUUCUCGCCCCUCUUCAUUUUUAUUUAUUCAUAUUUAUUUGGCUCCCGCUCUCUCGCGUUCUCUCUCCCCUUCACACCCUCCCUUCCUCCCUCCGGAUCCCUGCGCUCUCCCCGGAGUGGCGCGUCGGGGGCUCCGCCGCUGGCCAGGCGUGAUGUUGCACGUGGAGAUGUUGACGCUGCUGUUUCUCGUGCUCUGGAUGUGUGUGUUCAGCCAGGACCCGGGCUCCAAGGCCGUCGCCGACCGCUACGCCGUCUACUGGAACAGCAGCAACCCCAGAUUCCAGAGGGGUGACUACCACAUUGAUGUCUGUAUCAACGACUACCUGGAUGUGUUCUGCCCUCACUAUGAGGACUCUGUCCCAGAAGAUAAGACUGAGCGUUAUGUCCUCUACAUGGUGAACUUUGAUGGCUACAGUGCCUGCGACCAUACUUCCAAAGGGUUCAAGAGAUGGGAAUGUAACCGGCCUCACUCUCCAAAUGGACCACUGAAGUUCUCUGAAAAAUUCCAGCUCUUCACACCCUUUUCUCUAGGAUUUGAAUUCAGACCAGGCCGGGAAUAUUUCUACAUCUCCUCUGCAAUCCCAGAUAAUGGAAGACGGUCCUGUCUAAAGCUCAAAGUCUUUGUGCGGCCAACAAAUAGCUGUAUGAAAACUAUAGGUGUUCAUGAUCGUGUUUUCGAUGUUAACGACAAAGUAGAAAAUUCAUUAGAACCAGCAGAUGACACCGUCCAUGAGUCAGCCGAGCCAUCCCGCGGCGAGAACGCGGCGCAGACACCAAGGAUACCCAGCCGCCUUUUGGCAAUCCUGCUGUUUCUCCUGGCGAUGCUUUUGACAUUAUAGCACAGUCUCCUCCUACCACCUGUCACAGAAAACAUCAGGGUCUUGGAACACCAGAGAUCCACCUAACUGCUCAUCCUAAGAAGGGACUUGUUAUUGGUUUUUUGGCAGAUGUCAGAUUUUUGUUUUCUUUCUUUCAGCCGGAAUUCUAAGCAACAACUUGGGGCCAGGGGGGACUAAAGUAGUUGCUGCCUCCCUCACCCACCCCACUCCCUGCCCUUGCCCUUGACUUCUCUCACCUCUUCCAAAUUAAAUGGACUCCAGUUGAAAAUGCCAAAUUGUCGUAGUGACACCAGUGGUCGUCCGCUCCUGUGCACUCUCCUCCAAGAGCUCACCUCCGCUAGCGCGCUGUCAGCGGUCUGUGGACAAGGAAGGAUAGUGGCAGAUGCAGCCGGUGAUGGCGAGGCCCAGGAGGGUUUUCCUCUCCCAUACAAUAUUUAUGCCUUCUCAUUCAGGACUGUAAGAUGAUCACGCAGGGCAUCAUGUCACCAUGUCAAGUCCAGAGGGGAGGUAUUAAGACUAGAUAUAAUAUUAUACCAUUUCCUCUAGGAGUGUAUAAAUGAACAGGCUUCUAAAAGAUUGAGACACUGGCUGGUUUUUUGUUUUUUUUUUUUUUUAAGAUGACUGUCUUAAAGCAUUCUUGACAGCAAAACUUGUGCUCCAUAAAAGAAGCCUUUUGUCUAGGAGGCAGGUCGGGUGCCGGAAUGCUAGCACAGAGCAAGUGUGAAAACAGAAGACUACAUUGGGUGGCGGUUUUGUAUGUGUGAGUGCCUCUAAUUUUUUUGGUGACUGGGCAGUGCACACCAGAUUUUUUUUUUCCUUUGAAUACAGAUCACCAUGGUGCUACAACUUUUUUUUUUUAAGAAACUGAAAGAGGCAUUUUUACGAAUAAAGUGACCUUCCCCGAGGCUGACAAGCCAGGGUUGAUGAGUGUAUAGGGAAUAGCUUUGGAUACUCCUCUGGGGGACAGUGUGUACCAAGGAAAGGGUGUCAGUGGUCAGAGGAGAUGUAAUUUGGCUUUGCUGGAGUGCCAGUGUGCUGUGGCCUUUCCCCGACUCCCACCCUAGUACCCACACUUUGUUCCACACUCCACGACUACGGGGGCGCAGACACAAACCCCUGUCCCCAGGAGAGUCAGUACUACUUGGGAGGGCUAAAGGGAAAUUUGGAAUAAAAGUUCCAGAGUUUGGAAAGAAAAAAUUCAAGAGUUGAUUUUAUAUUCUUUCCCUUUCUGACACAGCCUGGAGCAUAGGGGGAACAUGUGUUUAUCUGUGGGAGAUAAACAAGAUGGAGUCCCAAAGACUUUAACAAAAUAUUUUUUUAAAAAUCCACUAGAAUAGAAAAUACAUUAUUUAGAUAUACUUUAUGCUGAGAGUGAGUAUAUAUGCUUGUCCUAUUUAAACCUGUGGGAAAAAGUGGUAUCCCUUGAUACAUUUAGAAAUAUGGGGGGCUAUCUUGUUUCAUUGUGGGGGUGGGGCAAGAGGAGAGUAAAUCAGCAUGGCCAACAGGGAUGUUUCCAGUUGAUUACCAGGAGAUGCAAGCCUUGGGGGUUUCUACUGGUGAGGCUGUCACAAACUCUGAACUCCAAAGCCUAGACAGGGAAAAGUGUCAGACCAAUGGAAAAGAAAUCAAGCCUUCUUGGCUAUUGCAGAACACAUCAAUAGAAACCAUGCCUUUCAAAACAAAACAAAAAAUAAAUGCAAUGAUUGUGUAAGAUGUGAAAAAUUGGAAGCAUUCCAGCACAAUAUGGGUUUUUUAAUAUACUGGUUUUUUUUAUUUUUUAAUGUACAUGUUUAAAAAGAGGGGUCAUAUUAUGGACAGACUUCGUGAAUGAGAAUUUGCUAAGAAUUGUAAGUAGUUCUGAAUUAGAGAAACAUGUGAAUGAAAGGCAGCUGUAAAGGCACUGCACCCUGGAGAGUUGUACACAUGCUGAAAUGUAAUCUGGGCUUACCUGAUCCGUUUGGAGCAGAUGUUAAUGCUGGGUCUGUUGUGAGUGGGGUUGCCAGGCUCGCAGAUAUAAUCAGUCCUCUUCCCCCAGACAUCAGGAACUUCUCUGGAGUGGCAGAGUCUUAUCACAGAAGGCAGCCACCAUUUCACUGAAACAAACGUUCACAGCAUUGGAUUAUGUUUUGCAUUAACUAUUUAUAUACUCAGAACUCUCAGUAUAUCCAGUAAUACUUCUUUUUCAUUAAUAGUUACAGGCUUGUUGGUCCAGUGGGAUUUGGGUAGGGGGAAAAAGAUACCUUCUAAAAUGGAUCAAUAGUCAGAACCAAAAUAAUAUUGCAUGUUCUAUAACCACAAGGAAAUCAAAUGAUCCUGUAAUGAUUCCAGUUAGUCAUAACUACAUUAGCAGUGCUAAUUUCAUUUUAGAAAUGGUGACUUCUGUGGUUUUCCUAGCAUUUGUCUCUAACAAAUGAUAAAAUAAUUACUCAUGGCCCUCUCUGCCAUUGUCUUUCAUUUUUCACAGUGAAAUUAGACCCCUUUACUUCACCAUUGUGCCACUACAAAUUAAAUGUUUAAAAAAAAAAAAAAAAAAGCAAGACUAUCCACACCAGUAGACAAUGUGCUUCUCUACCUAUAAGUGACGUAAUUGUAGGUAAUUCUUGCCAUGGAGUUUUCAAGAAGAUGAUUGGUAUCAGACAGUUUUCAUCUUGUCCAAAAAGUGCUGGUGGCCUUUUGUGAUGGUGUUACAACCCUCAGGGGGCCUAGGAGGAUGUCGAUGCAACUUUGUAGCAGCUUUUAAUUUCAAAAACAAUUCAAAAGUCUGAAGGGCAGCCUUCACUGCCUCUCAGCCCCAGUUAGUCAAACCCCAGCGACUUUUGCCCCUGGUUGCCAAGGGCUUUGCAACAGUGAAGCAGGGAAAUAAGGAUCUGUCUGUUUAGUGGAUACCGUGUAUCCUUUAAUAGACCAGGUAACAGUUCGUGUUAGUUUAGACUAUUGUUUUGUACUGUACUUUCUUGGGUGGCAGAGGAAAGAAAAGUAAAACGUUAAAAAAAAAAACUGCGUUCUUUACAUUCUGUAUUAUUAGCAACCUCUGUUGUAUAUAGUGUUUGAUAAUAAAGUAUUAAUUUGAUUCUUAUGUCUUUUGUAAGUGAGAACAAUAGUCUUUCAGGAUACAAAACAUGCAUUGAGGCUUUGAAACAUCCAAUGUAUACGUGGCUAAAGAGAGUCACAAAUGGCCAAGACACUGCUCCAUACAGGACUCACCUGUGGUCAUCACCCUCCCAAUCUUAAGACUCCACCAGCUUGGGACCUGGAACAACAUGACAUUUUUGAUCAAUAUUUUGUCCUCAGUGUUUUCAAGGUCUGAUGUUGGAGCCCUGUGGUGUUUUUCCCCCCAGCAUGUUGGUUUGAAAAGGUUUAGGGAAUUUAGUAAUGGUUCUGUACUUUGGUUUGGUUUUCUGUUUGUGGUGGUUUGCAUAGACUGUUUUCAUUUUUUCCCAGGAAGUCUUGUCAGUAUCACAUGCAGCCCAAGCAUGCGAAAGGGUGCAAACCAGCUCAUUUAGGAAGGUUAAAUGGGGGUUCUUUUCUCUCUGUGUCAUUGCGAAAGGAAGAGUCACACAGUACCUGUGGACUUUCAGGGACUUUGCUUUUCUCUGGCACCUUACCAAUGGCAGCAGCCAUUUUUAUUAGUUUCCCCAAAAUUUAAAACAAAAACAAAAGUUGAAACUUUUUCCCUCCAUCUUUGCUCUCAGAGCUGUGAUCACUAGUUUUUCUUUUGGAAACCACCUCCACCAACACCCCCGUUUGCCUACACCCCCCUUUUAUUUCUUAUGUGUUUUUUUUUUCUCUCUCGCCUUCCUCCCAUGUUUUGUUUCCCCUCAGAACCGUGAAUGGGCAGGUCUGUCUCUGGUUUGGCAUCACUGAGUUUUUCCCAUGCAUUUGCCCCAGAGCUGCUCGGAUGUGAGACAAAUCUCCCUACAAUGGGCUUGCUCCCAUUGUCUGUACAGUUUAAUAGAUGCUGGCAUGUUGGAGGUUACCCAUGAGUCAAAAUCCGCUUUCCAUGCUUACUCUUGACACCCCAUUGAAGCCACUCAUUGUGUGUGCGUCUGGGUGUGAAGUCCAGCUCCGUGUGGUCCUGUGCUUGUACUGCCCGCUUUGCAGUUCCUUUGCACUUACUCAUCGAGUGCUGUUUUGAAAUGCUGACAUUAUAUAAACGUAAAAGAAAAUGUAAAAAAAAAAAAAAAAAGCAAAACACACACAAACAAACCCAUACAAUCUGUAUUUGUAUAUACACGUGUCCGUACAAG